Molecule: messenger RNA, 2447 nt
Organism: Brienomyrus brachyistius
Lineage: Eukaryota; Metazoa; Chordata; Actinopteri; Osteoglossiformes; Mormyridae
Product: serine/threonine-protein kinase PLK3-like
Exons: 9
Coding region: 135-1241 (368 amino acids)
Biological process (GO): protein phosphorylation; mitotic cell cycle; regulation of cytokinesis
Cellular component (GO): cytoplasm; spindle pole; centrosome
Molecular function (GO): protein serine/threonine kinase activity; ATP binding
Source: RefSeq, a predicted model, not a curated record
GAUGCGGUCACGGAAACACUGAAUGCACCUUGUUCCGUUGCCUACUUAUUGAACGUUCACACCAAAGAGUUUUGAAGGUGGUCGAAGUACUGCUGGAUAGCGAUUUGGUGUUUUUCGUGCGUUAUUAUUGCGACAUGGCUUGUCUUGCUUGGCUCGAAGCUCAGCUGGCGGCUAGGAGGAAUGAAGUGCCUGAGAUCCUCUUUGAUCCCGGAAAUUUGCGGUUUUACCGCAGACUCCAACUGCUGGGAGAAGGAGGCUUUGCCAAAUGCUUCCAAAUGAUGGACAUUUUAAGCGGGGAGAUCUUUGCGGUGAAAGUUAUCCCCAUAAAGCACUCCGCUGGAAUUAAAGAGAGUCUCCGAGAAGUGGAGAUUCUGAAGACGCUGCAACACCAGCACAUCGUCAACUUCUCCCAUCAUCUUGAAGAUGACAGAUUCCUGUACAUCUUCAUGGAGCUGUGCAGUAGGGGGUCGAUGCUCGACGUCCUACAAGCGCGACAGCUUCUGAGGACCCCUGAAGUGCGGUACUACAUGAGACAGCUCAUUGGCGCACUAAAGUACAUGCAUGGAGAAGGCAUUCUCCACAGGGACCUCAAGCUAGAGAAUAUAUUACUAACAGAGAAAAUGGAGCUGAAACUGGCCGACUUUGGACUGGCAACGAAGCUGCAGCCAAUGGAGUCGAGGCAGAAAUUCUUUUGUGGCACAAGAGAAUACGCGGCUCCUGAAGUGUGGCAGAUGGAGGGACACGGCCCAGAGUCGGAUGUCUGGGCGCUGGGCUGUAUCAUGUAUACAAUGCUGGUUGGGGCAUACCCCUUUUAUGGCGAUACUGAGGAGAUCAGACAGAGUGUGACUCAAGCGGAGUACAUACUACCAAAGACCCUCUCCUCAUCAGCCCGGAAACUGAUUUCUUGGAUCCUUCAGAGGAAUCCACAGGAUCGGCCCACUUUGGAUCAGAUCCUAAGUCACAAGUUCUUCACUAAGGGCUUUACUCCUGAGGAACUUCCGUCAAGUAGUUACUGCAAGGUGCCAACAUUCAGAUUGGCUAAUCGUGUGAGGAAGUUCUUUGGCAGGCUGUUGCAGCGCAUAUUUAGAAAAAAGAGAUCCAAAGACAUGGCCAGUGCUGAAUCUAAACAGGAAUUCAGCAAAGAAACCAGCAGUUAUUUGGUGUAUAGCAGGGGUGUCCAAACUUUUUUUAGUGAGGGCCACAUAAAGAAAAAUAUUCCAAGGGCUGGGCCAACUUACUAGAUGUUAGGUAUAUUGGCUCAUCUCUUGUGUAUUUGUGUUCAAUGAAAUAUGGUCAAUAAAUGAUAAUAAUGUAAUGUGUUUAUAUCAUGCUCCUCCCGUGUGCCGCGCCCCCUCUUUACGUUGUGUGGAAUGCCUGUGUUUAGCAGCUAUUUCUCACCGUGGUUAAUUAGUGCAAUGUAUUUAAGUCUCCGUUAGGUAUGUUUUCCCCGGUCCUGUCAUUAACGGUGUGUGAGGUCGUUUCAUGUCUCCGAGUGUGUUCAACCCGGAUAAAUCACAUGUUACCCUUUUCCACGGCUCCCUGCUCCUGUUUCCCCGUUCUGUCACGCAACAUGCAGGGAGCCAUGGAAUCAGGUGAUGUGGGAUUUAUUAACGUGUUCUUUCACUUUGUAGUAAAAGAUGCCAUGUUUUCUUUAAGAGUGAUUUUUCUUGCUGCCUUCUACCACAUUACUGUUCGUCAUCUCUUCUCUGAGCAUGUUACUCUCAGCGACAGAGAUUGCUGCAGCAGUUAGUUCUAAUCUUGGGAUGGUGGUUACCUUUGUUGGAGAGACACGAGCCUUUCCCAUCUUGUGUCGCACAAGAGCGAUGUUUGGUUUUACCUAAAGCGUACAAGGAUUCCAGUCAGAUUGUUAGUCAUGUCUGGUCCAGUCAGGAAGUGUUAGUUGAGGUUGGUACCCUUAUGCUUAGCAGAGCAGUGAAAAGAACACGGUGGGGAGGGGCGGGGUGGCUUUUGGCGCUGGCGGUGCCCUGGGGUGUGGUUGCCGGGGGCCCCGGGUCCGCUCCUUCCCGCGCGGCGGUGGGGGGCUGGGGUGCCUACUGAGCCAGCUGGUUAGCUGGCUCUCUUUUGCCAGGGGGUGAGCAAUCUGCCCCCUGGCCUUAUGAAUCCCAGCCCUUCUCCCCCCUCAUUCACAAUAUGCCACGCACACAUGUAGGGCCUCGGAGGGGGGGGGGGGUGUAUGUCGUGCAUACUACGGUGGGGAGGGCCAUUUAUACUCCAAUCUUACUCACACCAUGUACAUUGAGGGUCUUGAUGGGGGAGUGAUGUGGAGGAGAGUUGUUCACAAGCAGCCCUCCUCUACGCUUCCCCCAUCAAUUUUAAAUUCAUCUUAGUUUCUCAACAGUCAUACUCAUCCCCUACACUACAUACAGUCUCAUACAUCUGCACACGCAUCCAACACUCUACGUCUCACACAGGUGCAUGGGGGAGGA